Vicugna pacos (alpaca) is the source of this 1464-nucleotide messenger RNA. Lineage: Eukaryota; Metazoa; Chordata; Mammalia; Artiodactyla; Camelidae. The record is from RefSeq and is a predicted model, not a curated record.
GUAAAUGUUAUGUCCUUCACUGUUUUCAGAGGGGUCAACUUUUUUGGCUGGGAUAAAGAGAAGAUCAGAUCUAGAAAGCAGUGAUUCAGAUCACAGAGGCACCGAGGCAAAGGACGUGUUCAGACCUCUUUCCUCUGUCCUGUUUCUUCCCGGAGUAGGUUUCUCCCCUCUCCAGCUCACUCUGUUCCAGACAUGCGUGGCCUCAGACUCAAUCAUGAUGCUGAUUGAGCUACUUCUUUGCUACUACCUGCACGCUGUGGAUGCCAUUUCAUAUGAAAACCAGACAAAUGUCUUGAUGCAUCUUCCCUCAUCCUUGGGAUCCUGGCCACCUUCCUCAGACCGCUUGUCUUGCCAAAUGCUGCUCCCAAAGUCCCUGCCUGGCUUCACCCACAUGGCCCCUCUACCCAAGUUUCUGGUAAGCCUGCCACUGAUGAUCGCCCUGGAGGAAGCGGGCUGUCAGGCUGAGGUACAGGUCCUGCAGCUUCAGCUCUAUCGCCAGGUGGGUGUAAAUGCUACCCAGAUCCUCAUGAGACAUCUUCAAGAGCUCGAGAAAAGCAGAAGCACAGGAAGGAGAGUGUCAGUGGAUGCCCUGGCCUCUGCUCUGCAGCUGUUGGCCAGGGAGCAACCAGGCCCACAGAGGGCCCGACGAGCCAUCUCUGUCAAGGACUCUGAACAGGAGCAGGAACAGGGUGUCUACAAUACAGUCCAGCAGUUGCAGGUAGUGGGAACCUUCUACAACCUGGGCACAGCAUUGUAUUAUGCUGCUCAGAACUGCCUGGACAAGGCCAAGGAACGAGGCCAAGAUGGGGUCAUAGAUCUGGGUUAUGAUCUUCUGAUGGCCAUGGGUGGGCCCAAGGGACUACUGAUCGGUAUUGCACUUAAACCUGCAGUGAAGUUUGGGGUUCAACAGCUGAUCCAGUAUUACAGUGAGAAAGAGGCAAACACCCCUCCACCCGAGACCAGCAAAGAGGUCUUGGGGGACACCUUAGUUGCGAGUGACCUGGAAGAAACAACUACCAUGGUCCCUUUCGUAUCAGAACUAGUCAGUUCAGCACCUUUCUGGAGUUGGAACUUAUUCAAGGGCUAUGGCUUAUAACCUGGGUAUGGGAAUCUUGGGGUAUAAAAGAAGGUGGUAAACACAAUUACUAGAUCUCGUAUUCUGACAAGCUCUGUGUGUGUUCAAAAUCCAAAUCUCUGAUACAUUAUCAAGGAGAAAGGCAGUGCUGUUAAAUGUAGGAACUUUAAAGUUUGCAGUUUGGCUGAGGACUUGGUUUUGAAUCCAAGCUCCACUUGUUAGAGCUUCAGUGAUCGCUGACUAGUAACUUAAAUUCUUUCUCCAAACUCGGUUUUUAAGAUUUCUAAAGUGAGGAUGAUUUUCACUUCAAUGGGUUAUGCGGACAUUAAAAACGAUACGUUGUACUAAUGCUUAGCACGAUACCAUCAAUAAACAGGUUUCUGUUGUUC